Molecule: messenger RNA, 1701 nt
Organism: Aplysia californica (California sea hare)
Lineage: Eukaryota; Metazoa; Mollusca; Gastropoda; Aplysiida; Aplysiidae
Product: RWD domain-containing protein 1
Exons: 7
Coding region: 251-985 (244 amino acids)
Biological process (GO): cytoplasmic translation
Molecular function (GO): protein binding
Source: RefSeq, a predicted model, not a curated record
AAAGCCGCUGGAUGGGAGACAACUGUGCUCAGACUUCAGACCACAUUAUUUGGCAAGAAAGAACGGGAACUCGGAACGGGAAAGCCAGAGUGUGUAGUGUGCAGUAGGCCUUUUCUGUUCAAUGUUGAUGGAACUGACAGACUGCAGCAUGCCGGUGAAAGCAUGAUUCUGUCUUUCAAGUUGGACUCAUAUCAGUUGGUCUCAGGGUUUUUAAAAAAACGAAUGUAAGCUUUUCACGCGUGAUUUCAAGAUGACAGACUAUGCAGAAGACCAGAAAAAUGAGAUUGAAGCUCUUCAGUCCAUUUAUCCAGACGAAAUCGAAAUUUUACAAGAAGAACCCCAGUAUAUGUUCAAAAUAAAAGUUGUACCUCAAGAUGCUGAAAAUUUUCCUGACCAUGCAAUGUCUGCAGAGAUCCAGUUUUCUUACACCUCCGAUUACCCAGACAGUGCUCCGCUUAUAGAGUUUGUGUCUAAUGACAACAUGGACGAUGGACAGCUAGAUUCCCUCAUGGAUCUCAUGAAGACUCAAGCAGAGGAAAAUUUAGGAAUGGCAAUGAUUUUCACCCUUAUUUCUGCUGUACAAGAACACAUGACUGACAUGAUGGAGAAAGCAGCGAAAGACAAGGUGGAAGCGGAGGAAAGACGAGUGAGGGAAGAGGAGGAAGCAGAAAGAAAACGAUUUGAAGGCACAAGAGUAACAGUGGAAACAUUCAUGGCAUGGAAAUUGAAAUUUGAUGCUGAAAUAGCAGAAAUGAGAAGACUGAAAGGCUAUGAUGACAGUGCUGCUAAAAAGCCUACUGGUAAAGCGCUUUUCCUAUCAGAUAACACCAUGAACGAUUCUGACGUGAAAUUCCUUCAAGCUGAGGGGGACACAUUGGAAGUUGACGAAUCUUUGUUUGAAAACAUGGGUGAUCUUGAUUUGGAUGAUGAUUUUGAUGAUGAUGACGAUGAUGAUCCAGACUAUACACCAGGGGAUGAUGAUUGAUGUACCUUCUGACGAAUAUGGAGGCAGUGAAUGGUGGUGACAGGAUAAUGUGAAUGUGUGAAAUGUAAAGACAUUGUUUGAGAGUUGUAAUGACUGCACAUAAAUGGAAAAUAUUUGAGACAGUCUUUUUUUGUGCGAAUGUUGAUUGAGCAUUUAUUUUGAAUGCAGCAUUUGUGCCUUGUGAUGAGAAAUGUAAACUGUUUAUUUGAUGUAGGCCUAUGUAUGGAUGCUAUUGAGUGAGAAAUUGUCUUAAACAAAGAAAUGUUACUUGUGGCAGGUAUUGGGCAUAAACUUGACGUGUCAGAGAAACAUGUUUUUGUUGCCAUUGCAUUUGGCUUUGCCACUUGUGUUGACACAUGGUAACUGCUGAGGAGCGUGAGAAAUGUGCUAACAGAGCUUUUAUCGGUGAAUAAGUACCCAGACUAGAUCUAGCUGGUUUUGCACUCAACACCUUUGUUGUGUUGAAGAAUCUUUAAAAAAACUUUUGUUUUUUUAAAACAUAUUUUUUUAAAAUAGAAGAAAGAUUGCAGAAACCUUAAAGAACAUUUGUAUUUGAAAAAGGUUCUCAUCCCUAAAUGCUGAAUUCAGUGAUCCUGGCUUCUUUUUUUCCUUCUUUAAUUACUUCUUUAAUUACUUUUGAAGUAUGAACCCUAUACCACUGAUGUGUGCGCUUCCCUGUCUGUUGUCAAUAAAAGUCAUAGUUUUGCUCGUACAAA